AUGGUUCGUGGUUUGCACGAUGUUCGUGGUACGAGGCCCAGUCCUGCCAACACUCCCUACGAUGCAGCGAUGCGGAAGAUGUUCGACUUUGAAUUCCGCGGUGUUGAUGAAGAGCUACCAUUCCAUGCCUCAAGGCUAGACGUCCUCAGAACAUUUCGUCGUGAGGCCAUUGUCACAGCAUGGGCUCAACAAAUGGCCUUCGAAAGCUUUUGUGAUGCUGUUGCAUCCAAGUCUGAGAGCAAAGACGCCCACAGACUAGCAGAAAAGUACACAAAGAAUUCAACGUCGUCCCCCCAUCACCAUGCGCUGCUUUCACCUGCACUAAGACGUGGGCCAGUCAUCAAGCCAUGUCCAUGGCUUGCUACCAGUCGGACAGGUCUACAGGUAGACAUGCCGCACUAUCUGUGGGAUCGUGAAAUAGAUGAGACGGUGUUCACUCCAGAGCUCGCUACAUUUGUUGCCUAUACAUGUAUUAGCCAUACAUGGGGACGCUACACUAAAACCCCCAAGGAGUACAGCGGUGUGCCCGGCGUGCCAUGGAAAGUGCCAACAAACAGCAAAUUCGACGUUCUAGAGCUUGGCAAGCGAUUGAAAGGCCUGAGCUGCGAAACGAGAUAUGUGUGGAUUGACCUUUUCUGUAUACCACAAGAUGGCUCCGAGCUUGGGAGGGCUGAAAUUGCACGGCAAGCCCAAAUCUUCCAGAAUGCAGAGUACGUCGUCGCAUGGUUCAACGACGUCGAAAGCUUUGCAAGCUUGAGAGAAGCCUUGGUCAUCAUGGCUCUGCAGCUGCUACAAUUUCCUCCCGAUUGCCAGGAACAUAGAUUUGCGGUCUCUUGCCAAGUCAUUGCCGAGCAGAAGUUGUCCAACAACCCGACUGGCCUCUUAAUGCACUGGGACGACAGAUUCGAUUCACCCGUAGGUCAGGCAAAUCCCUGGUUUACCUCACUUUGGACCUUGCAGGAGCUCUGCCUUCGUCCGGAUAUGUGGAUCUGCUCUGCAGGAUGGCAAAUGCUAGCAAUAAGACGAGACGAGCCAAUGCCCAUCAUUGGAAUUGUAGCAUUGUGGAACUGCUUUGAGCCUGUGUUUCAGGAGAUGCUAGGGCCGCACCGGAAAAGUAAAGGAGAUGGCGGUGUCAAGCCGAGCAGUUCACCGAGAUCCGUAGAAGGAAACCCACGAGCUGCAUUCGGUGAGCUCGCGCACUGGAUGAGAGCUACAGCUCUUUUCCGUCUGACAGACAUGUCACGGGCGGACAUACUUGCCAUUGGGGAUAGGCGGUUCUGCACCGAGCGCAGAGCCGAAGCUAUCAUGUCUUGCCUAGGCACUACCAAAUGGUAUUUUGACACUCCUCGUGCUGAACACGAAGCAACUGUGGUAAUGGAGAAGUAUCCGACGGAAUUCGUGGCCGAGGUACAAGCAGAGGAUCCACUGACCUUUUUUGGACGCCUUGACAAGUGGGAUAGCAAUCUUUACGACUCGAGAGGGCUUGAUCUGGAUAUCGCGCUCAAGCCAGCAAAUAGACGUGAUACCACUCGGCCCAUCGAGUUCGAGCACAUACCAGCACAGCCCAUAGGAACUAUGCUCCCCUUCAGUACUUACGGUGCAGUAGCAGUGGCUGCAGCUGCAUCUUUCGUUGAUACGUUCGAUUGCCACGACACUGUGAGGAAUUGGCUCGUACGCCGCGACGGAAGAGUAGAGAUCCCUAGCGCUUGCAUUCUGGCUAGUACGCUUGCGUCCCUAGGUCCGUUCCAGCAUAUCGGUGCCAUCUUUACAACCAUCACUGCGCCCGAUUCUGGAGGUCUCGUUGACUUGCAGGCGUGGAUUAGUGCCCGGUCGUUCGAAUGCCACGCUCUUGUGCUCGGUUCUCGUACGUACUUCUCCGACUCCCGAGUCGCCGCCAUGGUCUAUCAGGGAAUCAUCCUGGCAAGACUUACGGACGAUCUUUUCGUUAAGCUUGGAUCGUUCCAUGCUAGAGUGAAAAGUCGUACCAAAACCGCAAUGCCUCGGACUACUGUCACGGAUUGGAUUGUAGCAUGA
Messenger RNA from Lecanosticta acicola, 2034 nucleotides. Lineage: Eukaryota; Fungi; Ascomycota; Dothideomycetes; Mycosphaerellales; Mycosphaerellaceae. The record is from the annotation of a GenBank genome assembly.